CAGCGUGCACUGGUGUUUGUGUUAGCCUCAGCUUCAUACAUGUCUCCCUUAUCGUGUUGUCUGCGCUCUGAAGUGUGACCCGCGGAUGUUCAUGAGGCGGCCCGUCCUCUGACAAGACCCGGCUCAUGCCCUCACCUCGGCGGGACACUCCGGAGAGAGACACCGCUGAAAAGAAGCGCAUUUACCCGGGGAAAGUGAGGCGAGGACGGGGCUAGCUGCAGCUGUUAGCAUCUUUCUGCAGAGCUCAGGGCUGUGUCUAUGAGGAAGGGGGGGCGGGCUCCGAGCUGAGGAUGUACUCGCCCUCCAGGAAGGACUUCAUUGCGGUGACCCUGUCUGACGCCCACAGCCGUGCCUACAACAAUGGCAAGCACCGCAGGCAGUCGUGCUGGAGGAAGUGGAAGCAGCUGUCGCGUUUGCAGCGGAGCCUCGCCUUGGGUCUCCUGGCUCUGCUCUUGGUCAUCGGGCUGCUGUCUUACCCCAGCCUCUCACACCACUGGACAGAUAACACAGUUUCCUCUGACACAGACUGGCUGGACGUGAGCCACAGAGCCCUGGACCUCCCUCCUCCUCCUCCACCAGGGGUCAGACCCGUCGCGGGGCCCCAGGAGCCUCGUCUGCCUCUCGAGCCCCGCCCACCGCCUGAGCCACACCCGCCCCUGGAGCCCCACCCACCCCCAGAGCCACACCUAAUGCCUGACCAGGGUCCAGGGGUCAUCCCAGCUCCUCAAGGGCCCGGGAUAACAUUCCUCUCUGAACUGCCUCUGAAGAAAAAAAACGCUAAAAAAGUCCCUCUGAGUCUGCAGAAAGAGCUCAACUCCUCAGACACCGCAGGAGCAGAGAUGAAGAAGCGUGAGGAAGAGGAGGAGGAAAACACGGACAAGAAGAUGGUCAGCUGGAGGGGGGCCAUGAUUGAAGCCGACCAGGGAACCGACCCCCUCCCAUCAGCCAAUCAGAAAGAAGCCGCGCCCCCUCCAGACGUCUCCACGGACACCAGGGCCCUGCCAGCCCACUCAAGUGCGGCUCGUCAGGAGGCCGUGCGGGAGGCCUUCAGACAUGCCUGGAGGGGCUACAGAGAACACGCCUGGGGUCACGACGAGCUCAAACCUGUGUCCAAGUCCCACGCAGAGUGGUUUGGCCUGGGCCUCACCCUCAUCGACGCACUGGACACCAUGUGGAUCCUGGGACUCACUGAGGAGUUUGCCGAAGCCAGGGAGUGGGUGGAGAAGGAGCUGUCCUUUGAGAGAGACGUGGAUGUGAACCUGUUUGAGACCACCAUCAGGAUCCUGGGAGGCCUGCUGAGCACCUACCACCUCACCAAGGACCCACUCUUCCUGGACAAGGCUAAAGACCUGGGCUCUCGGCUCAUGCCCGCCUUCAGAACCCCGUCUAAGAUCCCGUUCUCAGACGUGAACCUGGGGAAGGGCACAGCUCACCCCCCUCGCUGGACCGCAGACAGCACCCUGGCAGAGGUCACCAGUGUGCAGCUGGAGUUCAGAGAGCUGAGUCGCCUCACCCAGGACCCCCAGUACCAGGACGUGGUGAACGAGGUGAUGAGGCUGGUGCACAAACUCCCAGGGAAACACGACGGCCUAGUGCCCAUGUUCAUCAACACCAACAGCGGACAGUUCUCCCAUAAAGGGGCCUUCACUCUAGGGGCCCGCGCAGACAGCUACUACGAGUACCUCCUCAAGCAGUGGAUCCAGGGGGGAAAGGUCGAGGAUGACCUGCUGGAGGACUACCUUCAGGCCAUAGAGGGCGUGAGGAAGCACCUGGUCCGACAGACUGGACCCAGCCGCCUGACGUUUGUAGGAGAACUCAGUCACAACCGCUUCAACGCAAAGAUGGACCACCUGGUGUGCUUCCUGCCUGGGACCCUGGCUCUGGGGGCCCAUCACGGCCUCACAGGGGCCCACAUGGAUCUGGCCCUGCAGCUGAUGGAGACGUGUCAUCAGAUGUAUGCUCAGAUGGAGACCGGCCUGAGCCCAGAGAUCGCUCACUUCAGCCUGCAGACUAGUUCUAGCUCUGAUGUGCUGGUCAAGCCUGCAGACAGACAUAACCUGCUGCGCCCAGAGACAGUGGAGAGUCUCUUCUACCUGUUUAGAUUCACCCAGGAGCCCAAGUACAGAGACUGGGGCUGGGACAUCCUGCAGAGCUUCAACAAGUACACCCGGGUCCCGGGUGGAGGAUACACGUCCAUCAACAACGUGCGUGACCCCGUGAACCCGGGUCCCAGGGACAAGAUGGAGAGUUUCUUUUUGGGAGAGACGCUCAAGUACCUGUUCCUGCUCUUUUCUGACGACAUGGACCUUCUCAGUCUGGACAAGGUGGUCUUCAACACAGAGGCCCACCCCCUGCCCAUCUGGACCCCUCCCCCCAAAUAACACAGAUGCCCUCCCACUGCCCACCCAUGAAGGAACAGUUUAAAGUGGGUUAGGGUUAAACACAUGAACUCCUCCCACAACCACAUUUUAAACGGAGCUGUUAAACUGGACAGUACUUGGAGGACUAAAGAACCAAGUGAAGAGGAGGCGCAGCGUCUGGACAUAUGAAGGUUGGUCUAACAGGUAUCCACACUUCAAACUCCGCCCCUGCAGCCACGUGAAAAUCAGAAAUCAGAAACGCCUGGCUUUAAUUGGGGCGGUCCUGUGGGAUGUCACUUGGAGUUGCAGUGGCCACCAGAGGCAGCACAGACUCGUUUUUUGACUGUUUUUGAACAUAAAGCUGCAAAAGUAACGUUGCCAAAAAUGACUAUGACCAGUAGAUUUUUAUUUUUUUAUUUUUAUUUAACCUUUAUUUAACCAGGAAGGUCCCAUUGAGAUUAAAAACCUCUUUUUCAAGGGAGUCCUGGCCAAGAGGCAGCACAUUUCAAAACAAGUACAUACAAACAAACAAUGUUAAAAUUGCAUAGAUCAUGAAAAACAGUUGCACAUAAAAUAGAUGAUGCUAUUCAAACUCCAUAUACACAGUUUGGUACCAAAACAAGUGGAUUUAGUGUUUAGUUCCACCUCUGGAGUACUGUGGAGCUUUAUUUAUCGACGGAGGAGUCUUUGAAAGCUAAUGAUGUACUUAAGUUGCUUUGUUCACUACGAAAUGGCUUGAAGCUUCCACUCGCCUGUGUUUUUCACGACUGAAGCCUGUGAGGCAGCGAACUGUUGGAUAUGUCCAUCACGUGUUUUGUUUCUGCUUGUUCUCUUCAUGAAGAAUGUUCUAGAGCUGGUCUCUGGACUAACGAACUCAGACUGCUUUAGCUGUGAAGGGAAAUGAAGAAAAUGUAAGUCUUUAUUUAUUUGUUGGUGGAGGGUUUGAGAUUUUAAGUACUGUACCGUCAUUGUUUUGCUAAUUGAGUGGCCUGAUGGCACAUUUUAUUUAAAGGAGACAUGUAGGGCGAAGGCAAUUUUUCAACCAUGUUAUUAUUUACCCUCUGAAGUUGUAUUUGGAAUGAUUCAUGCACGUUGGAGUAAUCUUUAUUCUCCUGUAUUCAAGAUGCCAUCGCUCCGAUCAACUCCUGUUUUCACCACUGUUACACGCCCACUGCUCUGCACUUACUACUUUGUCCAAUUUUAUUUUCUUAAUCGGUGAUACACGUAGGAUUCGCCAGCUUUUCUUAGCCAUUUUGGAAUAAAUGAAGACAAAAAUCCACUGCUCGUUAGCGUGAUCUGCUGCUAUCUGUACGAAGGGCCAACAGCACGCAGCACUUUGUUGUGAUGUUUGCUUCGAAGUCGACUUUCGCCAUUCAACUCGUUUUGGAUGAAUAUUGCGAUUCAAAAUGUCCAAAUUAUAACAAAAUGAUUCAGAAGGUGGCAUCGAUUAUAACUCGUAUAAAGCAGACACAAGCACAAUGUUUCUUUUAAGCACGUGAAUACCA
Molecule: messenger RNA, 3865 nt
Organism: Periophthalmus magnuspinnatus
Lineage: Eukaryota; Metazoa; Chordata; Actinopteri; Gobiiformes; Gobiidae
Gene: man1b1a
Product: mannosidase, alpha, class 1B, member 1a
Exons: 14
Coding region: 291-2381 (696 amino acids)
Biological process (GO): carbohydrate metabolic process; N-glycan processing
Cellular component (GO): membrane; endoplasmic reticulum
Molecular function (GO): mannosyl-oligosaccharide 1,2-alpha-mannosidase activity; calcium ion binding
Source: RefSeq, a predicted model, not a curated record